Branchiostoma belcheri (Belcher's lancelet) is the source of this 4013-nucleotide messenger RNA. RefSeq names its product polypeptide N-acetylgalactosaminyltransferase 16-like. Bases 231 to 1751 code for a protein of 506 amino acids. The transcript has 15 exons. Lineage: Eukaryota; Metazoa; Chordata; Leptocardii; Amphioxiformes; Branchiostomatidae. Gene Ontology annotation, cellular component: Golgi apparatus. The record is from RefSeq and is a predicted model, not a curated record.
GCUGACUGGGGAGCUGCAGAGUGAGAUCACCGACGCCGCGGCGCGCCUAGUCCGUACACAGUCAGUACACACUCCUGCGGAGCUUCCAACCGUCCAGCCAGGCGUGUCGGCUCGACUUGCUGCGGGAUUCACCUGAGAGGAUCGGGAGCCGCACGUGAGGCGGCAGGCAGGCGGACCGUGCCCGGGCCGGAUGGUGAGAGGCAGCGGGGCGGUGCAGGGAGACAGGAGCGAUGCGGCGGCGGUUGACGCGCAGCCGGGUCCUGCUGGCGUUGUUUGUGGCAGCUUGGGUCCUGGGCAUCGUGUACUAUAGCGCCCUGAUCAGCUCCGACAGCGGUAGCACCGACGGUGGGGUGGUCAACUACUUCUUGGGCCGAGACACCAGUCAGGUGUAUGGGCAGUCUCUCGGAGUCAACUUUGAUGGACGAACGUACAUAGAAGGAGGGCAGCAUGAUUCCAAGGACUCCUACAAGAGGCAUGCCUUUAACCUGGCCGAGAGUGACAAAAUCUCCAGUAACCGCCCUGUGCCAGACACCAGGAAUUACAGGUGCUCAGCCCUGGAGUAUGACACCUCCUCCCUGCCCCAGACUAGUGUCAUCAUCACCUUCCACAACGAGGCCAGAUCUGCUCUCCUCAGGACCAUCACUAGUGUGCUGAAUAGAAGCCCCCCAGAGCUGGUACGAGAGAUCGUCCUUAUUGAUGACUUCAGCGAUGAUCCGGAGGACUGCAAGCAGCUGACGUCCAUCCCUAAGGUCCGCUGCCUCCGCAACGAGCGCAGAGAAGGGUUGAUGAGAUCACGGGUGAAAGGUGCGGACGCCUCCAACUCGGACGUGUUGACCUUCCUGGACAGUCACUGUGAGGCUAACAAGGACUGGCUGCAACCACUGCUGCAGAGGGUGAAGGAGGACCCCACACGUGUGGUGAGCCCCAUCAUUGAUGUCAUCAGUAUGGACACCUUCCAGUAUAUUGGUGCUUCUUCCGAACUGAGGGGAGGAUUUGACUGGAGCCUUCAUUUUAAGUGGGAACAUCUAUCAGAAACCCAGAAAGCCUCAAGAAAAGACCCAACUGAACCCAUCAAGACACCAAUGAUUGCUGGUGGCCUGUUUGUUAUCGACAAGUCGUGGUUCAACAAACUGGGCAAGUAUGACACCAUGAUGGACAUCUGGGGAGGGGAGAACUUCGAAAUCUCUUUCCGUGUAUGGAUGUGUGGUGGCAGUCUGGAAAUUAUUCCCUGCAGCAGAGUCGGACAUGUUUUCAGAAAAAGACACCCCUACACCUUUCCAGAAGGAAAUGCAAAUACAUAUAUAAAAAAUACACGCCGCACUGCUGAAGUGUGGAUGGAUGAUUAUAAAAAUAACUUUUAUGCUGCGAGACCCUCAGCAAAGGGAAAACCAUAUGGAAAUGUUCAAGGCAGAAAAGAACUUCGAGAGAAGCUGAACUGCAAGACUUUCCAGUGGUACUUAGAAAAUGUCUACCCAGAACUGGAGAUUCCUGGCAAACGCAGCACCCUUUGGGGGGAACUGAAGCAGGCCAAUCAGUGUCUGGACACACUGGGGCACAAGCCGCCUGGUGCGGUGGGCAUGCAGGCCUGCAACUUACAUCCUGGGGGAGGCCUAGCUUCACGUCAGGAAUGGGCCUUGACCAAGUCUCACACUAUCCAGCACGGAUCACACUCAUGGUGCCUGGCCGCUGACACAGCCAUCCCGGGAACACUGGUGUACCUCUUCACAUGCAACGAACAAGAAACAAAAUGAGGUGGAAACGACAGGACCGCCUGAUCAUGCACGUUGCCACAGGACUGUGCCUGGACAGUGUGGAAGCUGCCCAGGGUCUGGGGGUCACCAUCGAGCAGUGUGACAAAACCAGAGUCUCCCAGCAGUGGGAGUACACUCUGGACAGGAAACAGAGAUGACAGACGGGAACUACCGCAGCAGACUGGACCAGAUAGAGGAUGUCACAACACAGGCCCUGGUUGGAGUGUGUAACCUGUUCUCAUGAAUCUGUCCCAUUCUCACUGGGGCAUGUUCCACUAAUGGAAUUAUGAAUCACUUUUUACUAUCGUUCACAGGACUCAGUUUGUCUGUCUCUGUGACAAACAGCUGCCACAGAGAAAAGUGUUGGAUACUUGAAUGUUUAUGGGCUGACAUGAGGUUAUAUUGUGAGGAACAUGAAAUGUGUUCUGGUGAGAUACAUGUAGUUUCAUGGGAAAGUGUAUUAAAUUCUACCAAGGGUCACAAGAUCUUCCUACACCUGUGGAAAUAUUAUGCAUGUAUAUGUGUAAUUUUGGAAGGUUCCUAUUUAUGCAAGGUCUGUCUGCUGCAAAACAUUACUAGUACUUGAACUUUAAUGUCAAGUGACUCAGUCUGAUAGGAAAAGUGUUAGUCUCAGCACUAAUGUGUAUCUAAGUGAAAAUAUGGAGACACAUGAUAGGUCACCUGGAGAAUGAUGUAAUUAUAGUACCACUGGCAUCUUCUUUUUCCGAGACACAUCAGAAAAAGCUGCCAAAAGGUCAAUGUACAUGAAAUUUCUAUUUCAGUUGAUAUUGAUAUGACUUUAUCCUGUCUUAUAUUGGGAAGAUGACAGAGAAAUUACUGUCAUUUGCAUGAUAGAGAAAUAUUAUGCUAGUUUCUUAACUAUUUCUGAAAGAACUUUUUAAAGUUAUUUACAUAGGAGUUACCGGUAACCAAUGGAAUGCUUUUUAUAGGAAGAGUGGUGGAUAUAUUAAUCUUCAAGGUUAUUUAGCUACAAUGUAUUUAACAGAACAACCGUUUUGGUUGAUGACACAUUUCGUUUGGCUUGUAGGUGUAUUUAAUACAAAAAGUAAUAUAUCAUGAUGUAAAGUAUAUGCUACCAUUCCAGAGGACUGAUUUUAUCAAGUACAUUUUAUAAAAGUGUGGGUUUUUCUCCUUCCAUUCCACUUUUUCACACAUAUUAUGUGUGGAACUUUUAAUUAACUUGUGCCAAUAUAGGAAAACUGUAAUUGUUGCUUAUUUAUUGCUGUAUUCAGUGCUUCGCCAUGACUCCAGAAAGAGAACCUACGGCGUUUUGAUUUGAAAAUCUAGUUCAUCAUUAUUUUUAGUAUGUGUACUUGUGCAAGCUACAUGUAUAGGAGUACAUGCUCUUGGAAUUGCCUUUGGUAGGGCAGUUCAUUAAUUAGUGAGUUUUAUGUGAUAUUGUGGGAACAGUGUCCUACUCAAUACAGAAGACAAUCUGCAUUUAUGUUGUACUUUGCCUGCAAACCAUAUCUUUUCCAACUAAGUGCUUUGCAACCUAUAAAGCUAUGCAACUCUCUGCCUAAAGUACUUUCUUUCCUAUGCAUUUCUGUAAAACAUAAUGCAUGACAAGGCAAAAGGAGUCUGCCAUUAUACAGUGGGCCUAAUAGUAAGAUUCUGUACAGUGUAUCUGUGAGGUAAAUUUGCGACCAAGCCAGUGGAAAUAUCAGUCUUACCUAGACUAGGUGUUCUCUGUUCUAAUAGGACCUGAAUGUUCACUCAAGGAAAACUGUGAGAUGUAUUGUGACCUAUGCUAUGUAAUAGAGAAACAUUUGAGGAACAAGGUGAUCAGUGAUGAACAUUUGUAAUACGUAAUGAUUGUUCACCUAAUUGUGAAAUACUGAUGUAAUGAUCUUGACUUAGCAAUACUAAUAGAGAACAUUAUACAUUCUUACUGCAAAGCCAAAUGAAGAAAACAGUCCACAUCCACACUCAAUUUGUCUUUAAUUCCUUUUCUAUUGACAUCCUGGUCAGGAAUCAAUGGUCAUCAUAUGAAAUUAUUAUAAUGUACUUUUGUGUACUAUGUACAGUGCACAGUAUAGACUGGAAAUCAUGUGGUCAUCAGACUUAACUGCUAUGCAGUUAUGAAGAUUAUGAUGAUAGGAAAGGGAGGGAACAACAUUUGUGUCUUAGUGACAUUUGUGACAUUCCAAAUAUAUUUUAAUGUUUUCAAAAGCUGCAGACUAUACAGCCAGUACAUGUAUGUAAUGUACAAAUGUGCCAAUAAAAUAAUUGUAUGAUGUG